UUAAUAGUGGUAGGUGGGAGCGCCUCAUUGGGCUAUAUAACUACACAGCAGGGCCAGGGAGUGAGUCGUUUCUGGCUGCCCAUCUCCCACUCUCUGCGUUGGGUUGAAGCUACCAUCUGAUUCCUUCCUUCCUUCCAUUUUCUGCAGGGGUGUCCUGUGAUCACAUCCAACAAUGGUGAAGGCUGUUGUUGUCUUGGGGAGCAAGGAGGGCGUCAAUGGCACCAUUUGCUUUGCUCAGGAGGGAGACGGCCCAACAACCGUAACUGGUACUGUUUCUGGCCUUCGGCCUGGACUCCAUGGUUUCCAUAUCCAUGCUCUUGGUGACACAACAAAUGGUUGCAUGUCAACUGGACCACACUUUAAUCCUGCUAACAAAGAGCAUGGUGCCCCUCAGGACGAAAUUCGCCAUGCUGGUGAUCUGGGGAACAUUACUGUGGGCGAAGAUGGUACUGCUACUGUUGCCAUCACCGACAUUCAGAUUCCUCUAAUUGGACCAAAUUCAAUUGUCGGAAGGGCCCUUGUAGUACAUGCUGAUCCCGACGAUCUUGGAAGGGGUGGACAUGAGCUCAGCAAGACUACUGGCAAUGCCGGUGGAAGAGUUGCUUGUGGUGUCAUUGGCCUUCAGGCCUAAACGCUGAGCAGUGCAAUUCAGCUAAGGUGCAGCGUGGUGUUGGAAAACUUGAAGAUGAAAAUAAAAUGCUGAGCAUGUGAACAGUUGUUGCUUCUAAGCAGUGUCUGUCCAUGUUCUACCUGUUUCUAGUGUCCCUUCUCUUUUCCAGGUCUUGCUUCUGGAGUAGAUAUUUAAUCAGCUUUGGCAGGAUAUUUAUGACCUCUUUUAGAAACACCAAGUACUUUAAAAUACUUUGAGUACCAAAGAUUCUGAAAAUUGCAUGACUACGUGGUUUGAUGCUCA
Messenger RNA from Nymphaea colorata (pocket water lily), 913 nucleotides. Its product is annotated as superoxide dismutase [Cu-Zn] 1. The record is from RefSeq and is a predicted model, not a curated record. Lineage: Eukaryota; Viridiplantae; Streptophyta; Magnoliopsida; Nymphaeales; Nymphaeaceae. The transcript has 8 exons. Gene Ontology annotation, molecular function: copper ion binding; superoxide dismutase activity. Gene Ontology annotation, biological process: removal of superoxide radicals. Bases 173 to 631 code for a protein of 152 amino acids.